Molecule: messenger RNA, 2142 nt
Organism: Anastrepha obliqua
Lineage: Eukaryota; Metazoa; Arthropoda; Insecta; Diptera; Tephritidae
Product: phosphoenolpyruvate carboxykinase [GTP]-like
Exons: 2
Coding region: 47-1990 (647 amino acids)
Biological process (GO): cellular response to dexamethasone stimulus; cellular response to glucose stimulus; cellular response to insulin stimulus
Cellular component (GO): cytosol
Molecular function (GO): phosphoenolpyruvate carboxykinase (GTP) activity; manganese ion binding; GTP binding
Source: RefSeq, a predicted model, not a curated record
UAUUUAAAGUUUACAUUAAGAAAAAGCUAAUUCUACAAAAUCAAAAAUGCCUGAGAUAAUUGAACAACCCAAGGAUAUACCCCUUGACAACUGCUCUAUACCGCAACAAAAUAAGAGCCAGCAAACUAAUUGUGGCUUGUAUAGUCAUAUUCGUGGCACAAAUGUUUCCUACGGUACUGUCUCUAGUCUUCCACCGUUAGCCAAGGUCUUCGUGGAGGAAUCCGUAGCACUUUGCCAACCUAAUCAAGUGCAUAUUUGUGAUGGCUCCGAAAUGGAAAAUAAAAUGCUAGUGAGGAUAAUGUUGGAUGACGGAACCAUUAUUCCACUUCCAAAGUAUGAAAACUGUUGGUUGGCUCGCACCAACCCCGCAGAUGUUGCUCGUGUCGAAUCGCGCACUUUUAUUUGUACUGAACACCAACAUGACACCAUACCUACCCCGAAGAUUGGUGUGAAAGGGACGCUGGGUAAUUGGAUUUCUCCAUCUGGUUUCGAUCAAGCUAUUCAAGAACGUUUCCCUGGUUGUAUGAAGGAUCGCACUAUGUAUGUGGUACCCUUUAGUAUGGGCCCUAUAGGCUCACCACUUUCUAAGAUCGGAAUUGAAAUUACGGACUCACCAUAUGUCGUCGCUUCUAUGCGUAUUAUGGCUCGUAUGGGUACUCCAGUUCUAGAGCACCUAUGGAAACAGGAGGAGUUUGUACGUGCUUUACACUCGGUUGGUACACCUUCAAAUGGUGUUACUGAGAUGCCUUCAUGGCCAUGCGAUCCAGAGCGUACAAUAAUUUUACAUAAACCGUGUGAAAAUUUGAUAGUUUCUUACGGUUCGGGAUACGGCGGAAAUUCUCUUCUUGGGAAAAAGUGUUUUGCACUGCGAAUUGGAAGUACUAUCGCCAAACGUGAAGGUUGGUUAGCAGAGCAUAUGCUUAUUUUGGGUAUUACCAAUCCAAAGGGCGAUAAGAAAUAUAUCACUGCUGCAUUUCCCUCAGCUUGUGGCAAAACAAAUCUUGCUAUGUUAAAUCCCACACUCCCAGGCUACAAGGUGGAAUGUGUUGGUGAUGAUAUCGCUUGGAUGAAAUUCGAUAAUGAAGGUGUAUUACGUGCGAUAAAUCCAGAGAAUGGUUUCUUCGGUGUUGCUCCCGGUACUUCAGUUGAAACAAAUCCGAUCGCCAUGGCUACAAUAUUCAAGAAUACUAUUUUCACAAAUGUAGCCUACACUUCAGAUGGAGGUGUGUACUGGGAAGGUAUGGAGAGCAGUCUAUCACCUGGUGUAAAAGUAACUGAUUGGCUCGGUAAACCAUGGACCAUGGAAUCAGGCACGCCAGCCGCGCACCCUAACUCCCGCUUCUGUACUCCAGCUGGGCAAUGUCCUAUUAUUGAUUCACAUUGGGAGGAUCCACAAGGUGUUCCAAUCAGUGCAAUUCUUUUUGGCGGUCGACGCCCCGCUGGAGUGCCUUUAAUAUAUGAAUCGCGUAGCUGGGCUCAUGGAGUGUUUAUUGGGGCAGCUAUGCGCAGUGAAUCAACUGCUGCAGCGGAGCAUAAAGGCAAAGUAAUUAUGCAUGAUCCCUUUGCUAUGCGUCCAUUUUUCGGUUACAACUUUGGUCACUAUGUGCAACAUUGGUUAAGUAUGGAAAACCGUGGAAAAGUACCAAAGAUUUUCCAUGUUAACUGGUUCCGCAAGGGCUCCAACGGAAAAUUUAUUUGGCCUGGCUAUGGUGACAAUUCGAGAGUUUUGGAUUGGGUCUUGCGUCGUUGCAACGGAGAGAAUUGCUACACCGACGCUGCGAUUGGCAGAAUACCGGCCAAAGGCGAUCUUAAUUUGGAGAGUAUGAAACAACAAAUCGAUUACGAUGAAUUAUUCUCUUUGCCAAAGGAGUUCUGGUUGGAAGAGGCAGCAGUAAUACGUAACUACUUUGAAUCGCAAAUAGGUUCAGAUUUGCCUCAAGAAAUUUACAAUGAAUUAAAUCAGCUACAAGAUGCCAUCGCAAAACUUUAAACGUACUUUUUAUUAUUUAUAAAUAUAUGUAUGCACAUACUUAGAAUAAAAUAUUAAUAAGGAUUACAUUGUAAAUUCCAUUCCUUUAACUUAUGUUAAGCUAUUGGAUUAAAAAGAAUAAUAAACGUAUAUGCCAUAUAAUGCAUUUGAAA